Molecule: messenger RNA, 819 nt
Organism: Penicillium taxi
Lineage: Eukaryota; Fungi; Ascomycota; Eurotiomycetes; Eurotiales; Aspergillaceae
Exons: 3
Coding region: 1-819 (272 amino acids)
Biological process (GO): nucleotide-excision repair; DNA replication; double-strand break repair via homologous recombination
Cellular component (GO): nucleus; site of double-strand break; chromosome, telomeric region
Molecular function (GO): DNA binding
Source: RefSeq, a predicted model, not a curated record
AUGGACGGUGGCUACAACAACAACCCAUACGGCAGCCAAUCUGGCGGCGGCGGCGGCUUUAUGCCUGGAGAGACGAACAGCCCUUCUGGAGGAAAGUCUGCCGAUCGUGAUAACAAGACCCUGCGCCCGGUGACGAUCAAGCAAAUUCUAGAUGCCACGCAGCCAUACCCAGACGCCCCAUACCAGAUCGACCACGCAGACGUGGCCAACGUGCUCUUCGUCAGUCAGAUUCGCAACAUCAGCCACCAGAGCACAAAUCACACAUAUAAGAUGGAUGAUGGCACUGGAGAGAUUGAAGUCAGGAAGUGGGUCGAGGCCAACCAGGAUAGUAUGGAUAUGGAUGAGGGCAAGACCGAAUCCAAAGAUGAGUUGACAACUAGCGGCUAUGCUCGUGUCUUCGGCGCCAUCAAGUCUUUCGGAAACAAGCGAUACAUCGGUGCACACAGUGUGCGGCCAGUGAAGGACCUCAAUGAAAUUCUCUGUCAUCCCCUCGAGGCUACGGCCGUGCACUUAUUCUUCACCCGUGGGCCCCCUGGAGGUGUUUCUGCUGGUGGUGAUGCUGGUGCAUAUGGAGCAGCAGGUGAUGAUGCCAACGCCGGCUCGAAUGCUGUCCUGAACAAAUUGACCCCGGUUGCACAGAGAGUGUACCAGAUGCUCAAGACUGAGCCGCAGGACGACACAGGUCUACACCUGCAUCAACUUGCCUCAAAGCUUCACUUGCCUGUCACCGAUGUGGCUCGGGCUGGGCAGGAACUUCUGGACGCGGGUCUAAUCUUCUCGACAAUGGACGAACAAACAUGGGCUAUUCUCGAGUACUAG